Cygnus atratus (black swan) is the source of this 1647-nucleotide messenger RNA. RefSeq names its product fibronectin type III domain-containing protein 9-like. NCBI's taxonomy places the organism in Eukaryota, Metazoa, Chordata, Aves, Anseriformes, Anatidae. The record is from RefSeq and is a predicted model, not a curated record. The transcript has a single exon. Bases 1 to 672 code for a protein of 223 amino acids. Gene Ontology annotation, molecular function: protein binding.
AUGGGAAUAACCGUCCAGAACAUCACAGGGAACACAGCGGUGGUGAUCUGGCCCCAGAUGGCCAGCUGCGCCGACAGCUUUUACAGCGUCAUGUACCACCCCAACUGGAAGAGCAUGCCGGCGAGCUACUCGAGGAAGAGCUUCCAGAAGGAAGAGAGGGUGCCCGCCAGCCGCUCCUCCUUCGUGGUCGAAAACCUGACUCCGCUGACCACGUACAUCCUGUGCGUCACCUGCCAGUCCGCCAACCCCUCCAGCGACCAGUGCAGGGUCUUUAACACGCUGCAACGAGACCCGGCGUCCGCCGGCACCGCCAAGAAGGAGCUGGCGCUGGGCAUCUGGCUGGCCAGCAGCCUCCUGCUCCUCAUCAUCGCCGCCGUCCUCCUCUACGGCUGCCUGCACCUGCUCUGCCGCAGGAGGCGCGAGCGCCCGCGAGGGCGAGCCGGGUCCUCCGAAUGGGACCCGGGGAAGACGUGGACCAAAAGCGCAGCAGGCGCCUCCGAGGAGCUCGGCGUGCAGGGCCAACGGAGGCGGGACGGCGAGGAGAAGCAGCCGGGUGGCAUCCAGCUGGCCACGAUCAUAGAGAACCCGUCAGCCUGCCAGGAGCCCUGCUGGCCCGCUUCCGAGAGCCGGGAACGAGUGCCAAGGGCCGGGCCGUACUCUGCCAUCAAUUAGAAGCCUUUUGGCAGGGAGGAGACCUUCUGCCACUUGGGACAUCCCAGUCCUUCAACCCCAUCGCGUGCUCUGUCUGCACUCGCGACAGGGGCUGCUCUCUGCAGCGCUCCCGUCUGUGCCUGCCGCCAUCACGGCCCCGUCCGACACCCUUGUGCUGCCCCAAGUACUCAGAGGCAAAGGUUUGGGCUGCCCACGACUCUGCUGCGAUUUGCUGCUUCAAAAUGCAUCAGUUUGUAUUUUGAGGGCUGGUUUGGGUUUCUUUACUUGAGAAAAGAAACAAAACCGAAUGAAAGCGGUAACCCAAACAUUGAUUUAUUUAUUACUUGAGCAAAUAAAAAUCUAAUAGAUUUUUUCACACGGAAAGCCAGAUUGCCAUACUGAAACACACACCCUGAGCAUGACAGCUUGCUGGCACGAGCGUUACCCCUGCACUUCUGACUGCUUCUCAAACCAGACACGUGGCUGACCACGGUGCUCUCGGUACCACCCAUUCUGAAUGAGGGCUCGGUCUCAGCACGUACACUAAACUCAGCAGGAUUUUAAUGGUAUCCCUUCAUCUAUCUUUGAACUUUCCCCUCAGUCCAAAAACAUACACAAUAUAGCAACUCUGUAAGGACAGUUCCAAAUAACCCAAGCAAAUACCCUGGGAUGUCUUACUUGGAGCUCGUCAGCACCCACCAGAAGGUACUUUCGGCUCCCCAGGCGAGUGACUCCCUGUAGAGGCACCAGAGCUCAGAGAAGCAGCUCCUGGUCCUUCCUCCUCCUUCUCCUUCAGUUUUAAAUAAUAAAACUCAUUCAUCAGCUACAAGUUUCUAUCCAACCAUACCGUGAGUUUUGUAUGACCAAGGGGGCAAGGCAGUAAAAACACGCCUAAAGGCAUGUUAUUUUUGUAACAAUCCAAUCUGCUAGUCAUCUAAUUGCGCCUUGAACAUCACGGCAAGAAAAAGCCCUUCAGACAGAAAAGUACCAAGAAAA